Messenger RNA from Trichomonas vaginalis G3, 369 nucleotides. RefSeq lists its product as uncharacterized. Lineage: Eukaryota; Parabasalia; Trichomonadida; Trichomonadidae. The transcript has a single exon. The coding region runs from base 1 to 369 and encodes 122 amino acids. The record is from RefSeq and is a predicted model, not a curated record.
AUGACGAAAAUUACAAGACGUGCAUUACUAGACUUUAAACCAACGCCUAUUACAAUACAUAGAUAUCAAGAAGGAGCCAUUGUUUAUGGUAUUGAAAAAGAUAAUAAUUUAAUUUUUAAUACAGAAGAUCAAUUGGAUGAAGAAUCUAUUGAGAACUACUGGUACAAUGUAGAAGUUAUAAAAUUACGUGACCAACUUCCAUUUUCAGAAGGCGAAUUAAUCAAAUUUAUGAAAUCAUCAGAUAGCAUUAAUCUUAUUUUAAGAACAGAUAACUACGAACUUCCAUUUCUAGUAAUAUCCAACGAUGUUGCUUACAAUAAAAUUAAACAAAAAUACAUCGACUUUCUAGUCUCCCAAAUGCAACAAUAG